AUCGAUAAGAAUAUUCUGAUAAAUGAUAAGAUAUACAAGGUCAUAUUAAAUAAGAUCGAGACUUAUGAAAAUAAAUUUUUCCAUCAAUUCUUAUCAACUGUUAUACAACAUAAUGAGUCAAUGGUUACUUCCGAUGACCACACCAUCGAUGACAUGAUACAUUCAUUACUUAAUAAAAUUAACCUGGGUUUGAUUACCACUAAUGACGAGCCAUUAUUAGGCAAAAUGAAAGAAAUUCAAGUGAAUGAGAACCACAUCAAAAUAAAAAUCGAGGAGAUUAGGCGCGAGUUAAAGAAACCUGGUAGACUUAUAAAGUUACUGGAUGCCACUGGACUGCACCAGGAGGCUAUUGGUAUGGCUGAGAUGUUCCGCAUGGAGGAGCCCUGGCCUUACACUAAUGACAUGGAUUUAAAAGUCAUAAACGCGUCAAUACUGCGAUCCGGGAGUUCCCGAUACUUUUUAAUGGAGUUCCAGCCCAGAGGGCGAGCCAUAGUGUUUGUGACCACAGAUGGUCUGAUGGAUGAGGCGGACAGAUGGGCGUCCAUUUUCAAACAACUAGGAUUCCAGUACGCCGUGUAUCGGGACGCCACUUGCAUUCAGAUAAGAGAUGUGCUGGAGGUUAUCCGGGAUAAGCCAUUCGACGCCAACGCCUUGUUUGUGGUGUUUAUUGGCGGCGGAUAUAAUGAAAAUAUCUGCGGAUAUGGUAAUAGACCCCACAAUGAGAUGUCGUUCACAGAUAUUGUGGACAUAUUUUCCGACAGAAAUCCUACCAAACAGUUGGAAACGGAUCAAGAGAUUGAAAAACAUAUACAUAUGAAUUAUAAUUUACCCCGCACCUAUGUCAUCUACACACACUCCAAAUCUAUGGAUUCGUGGCGUAACCCCACAGAA
This is a messenger RNA of Oppiella nova, 891 nucleotides long. The record is from the annotation of a GenBank genome assembly. NCBI's taxonomy places the organism in Eukaryota, Metazoa, Arthropoda, Arachnida, Sarcoptiformes, Oppiidae.